UCCACGCUUAUAAAACUAACUCACUGUUACCCCAUUGGUUUAUUUGCUCUUUUACGACGCCAGAUCCCCCGGCUACAGACGCUGGAUUAGGACUGGUGCUGCGUGUCACUUAUCUUCAACUUGCUUGACGAGACAGUUGUGGGACACGGAUUAGUUUCCGAUCGUACUGAAGGAGCAGCGCCUAUACAAGCCCAAGCUGCAGUGAGCCGGACUAGAAAAGCGUGGAGCUUCAGACCUGCUUGGUGGUGUAACCCUUUCCUCCACUUCCUAUCUAAUUGCGUUCAGAUAACAGCGCGACUGACGCAGGCUGAAUAAAUCUGCCGAGCUUGGAAAAACUGGUAGGAAAUUAACGAAAAUGGCAUUAUCGGAUGUUUUCUGUCACCUCUCGUGCUCUUUCAUCAAUAAUUAACAUAUAAGAUUUUAGAUGUCGAGACUAGACCGCAUAUUUCUACCGUCACUCAUGUACUGGUGAAUCCUAUAGGAGAAGCGCACCAGAAGCUUGGAAAAGGGGGAACCGGUGAAAAAGACUUGGAACUUGGUACAGAGGGAAUCGUUUUUACAAAACUCCGCAAUGAUGGUUCUCAAGAAAACCAUAUUCACGUGUUUUAUACUUCUGAUGGCGCUCGACACCCUCGUGAAGCUCGCCGGGGCUCAGAAUGAUACGGAGCCCAUUGUCCUGGAGGGUAAAUGCCUGGUGGUGUGUGACUCUAAUCCGGCUAUGGACUCCAAGGGCUCGUCCUCUCCGCUCGGGAUUUCGGUGCGCGCAGCCAACUCCAAGGUGGCUUUCUCCGCGGUCAGGAGCAACAAUCACGAACCGUCGGAAAUGAGCAAUAAAACAAGAAUUAUUUACUUCGACCAGGUUCUUGUCAACAUUGGCAACUAUUUCACCUUGGAUUCAGUGUUCUUGUCACCCCGCAAAGGGAUCUACAGUUUUAACUUUCAUGUCAUCAAAGUGUAUCAGAGUCAGACCAUACAGGUGAACCUCAUGCUGAACGGGAAGCCGGUCAUCUCUGCCUUUGCGGGCGAUAAAGACGUGACGCGUGAAGCUGCCACCAAUGGCGUCCUUCUGUACCUGGAUAAAGAGGACAAGGUGUAUCUAAAGCUCGAGAAAGGGAACCUGGUGGGUGGCUGGCAAUAUUCCACCUUCUCCGGAUUCCUGGUAUUCCCUCUGUAAGAAAAGGAAAACAAUAAAUACAUAUGAAUAAAUAAAAUCCAUAACGAGUGUGAGCUAAACGGGGGAGCCACUCAGAAACAAAACUGACUCAACAACAGUUAUGUUGGCGUCGUCUCAUAACCGAAAUUCAUUACCGCUUCAGCCGGAGUCGUCCAAAUGGAUGGUUUCAGUGUUUAUUUUUCCAAGCUUGCAGUCACUUCAGAUAUGCAGAAUGCGGAAAGACAUGGUUUGCAAAAUGUACGUGAAAACAUCCCGAAGCCUGAAAGGACAGUAUUAUCUUCCCUAACUUGUUACUCAAUGUAGAGAAGAAAGAUGUUCUCCUGCAAUGUGUCCAUCAUACCCAAUCUGCUAAAGUUUUUAUUUUUGUCAUUACAAUUAUUUUUUUUUUGCGCCUAUGUGCAUUUACUUAAUUGGUAUGUGUGGCACAUCAUGGUAAACUGUUCCGAGAUUCAUUAUCCGUCGUUCUCUCCAUCUUUAUGUGCUAUUUAUUUUGAGUGUGCCAUUGUGCGGGAACUGUCAUUGUGAAACGAUGGCAUUCCGUCACACGCAUACAUGGUGGGCGAGACUUACAGGGCAGAGGCUGACUGAAAAGAAUCGCAGGGCUGGGAGAUGGAAUACGUGAGUCCAUGGAAUUGGAGGUGUCCUUGAUGAAAUGUGAAUUAAAAUUCAAGGACUGCCUCAGUAAUGUCUGUCGGUGUAGUUUUCCCUCUGAUCUCUGCCCUGUUUUACCCAUUCGUAGAUGCCAAUGUAGAUGUAUUGUUUAAUGUGUGAUGGAAUGCAAGAAUGCUUAUUAUUACAUAAACUCCCAAAUACGGGUGUGUGUGUGUGUUUUGUAUUUUAAGUAUGCAUAUCUGAGUUUUAUCAUAAUAGGCUGAUUUUAUUGAACGUUUGCUUUCAAUUCUCAUGAGUGCCCUCUAGCUUUAAACAUGCUUUGAAUCCAUUCCUUAAUUUCCUUGCCUCAUCUGUGUGUGUAUGUGUGUGCGUGUGUGUGUGUAUGAGUGUGUGUGCAUGCAGGAAUGAAUGCAGUAGCCUUCACUGGCAAGCGAAUAAUCUGUGGAGUCAUUUAAACAGCAGAUUUGUCCAUGAUAAUUGCUGGAUUGCAACAAUCACGUUCUUGAGUGCUUGAAUAUAAUUAUCAUUGGUCUUGGGGCAUUGCUUUUAUUGUUGGAUUUUAGAUUUUUAUAUAGAUUAAACAUGUCGACGCGAAGGAAUGAAUCCAGAUGACAUUUGGUAUUUGAAAAGCCUACUCGUUCGCGCGAUCCACUGGGUGUUUGCUCUUUAAAAAAAAAUGUCUUGGAGGUGUAUCAUUGUAUGUACUUCUUUGUUUUGAAAAACGACCCUGGCAAGCAUUGACAUAAUUGCUGGGGGAAUUGGGUGCACUAUACAUCUCCUGCUUGCGUUUUUUUAAUCUCAGUGCCAGCUCUAGUGCAUUUGUUGAUCCCUACAUCUGUUUUAAAUUGUUUUUUUUUGUGUGUCUCUGCUGGCAAGUACUGCCUUCAUGGAUGAAAAGCGAAAUAGUGAAAGUAAAUUAUGAGCGUUUUAUUUGUUUCUGAAAGCCCUUAAAAGCCUCCCAUUCAGAUUUCAGUGUGGCGCACAAAGGAACAAAUCUCUCAGUGGCUCGAACACUUUAUUCAAUUGCGUGUAAGUUGCCCUACUGUGCGGCAAGUUGUCCAGAUCAAAAGUGUCACACAGCAGGUGUCAUGCAGUGAUAUCCUCACUGGAUAAUAUGACUGGAUAAGUGGAAGAUUAUUUUGAAUUAUUAAUAAUCUGCAUAUUAGAAUGGCUAAGCAUUGUUGACAUGAGGAGGGGCGGCAUGGUGGUGCAGUGGUUAGCACUGUUGCCUCACACCUCUGGGACCUGGGUUCGAGUCUCCGCCUGGGUCACAUGUAUGUGGAGUUUGCAUGUUCUCCCCAUGUACUUGGUUUCCUCCGGGUACUCUGGUUUCCCCCCCACAGUCCAAAAACAUGCUGAGGCUAAUUGGACUUGCUAAAUUGCCCGUAGGUGUGCAUGUGUGAGUGAAUGGUGUGUGAGUGUGCCCUGUGAUGGGCUGGCCCCCCCCAUCCUGGGUUGUUCCCUGCCUCAUGCCCAUUGCUUCCGGGAUAGGCUCCGGACCCCCCUGCGACCCAGUAGGAUAAGCGGUUUGGGAAAUGGAUGGAUGUUGACAUGAGAUUGGAAUACAGGCACAAUUAUAAAAGAUAUCAGUUCUAUUUUAAUGUAAUAGGCAAAUGAAUAUUUAAGACCCUUUAACUGAUAAUUGAGGGAAUGUCGGUAAUGGGGUACCUGAGAGAUUACACUUUGCAUUUCUACAGCUGUUAAAAAUCACUAUUUCUCAUAUUUCUUGACGAGAGCGGGUGUCUUCACAGCAAGUGAUGUCAGGUCACAAGUUUUACACAUGGUAUGAUACCAAGAAUAUGGUUUUUUUAACCACGUGUUGUGGUGCCAGUCUCCUGUGGCUUGUAAUUUUAAUUUCUUGUCCCUUUUUAAUCAUAUGUCAAAUGCUUGUGUCAUUUAAUAAAUCGGUCAAAUGUCUGUCAAUGAACUGCACACAAAACGUGAAUAAUGAUUCUUUAAAACAAUAUGUAAUCCCUCAUUUUGGCCAUAGUCUGUAGACAUCUGUUGGUGAAAGCUUUGCUCACUUAUUUCACACUAUAAUACUGAGGGAAAGGUUCUUCAUCUCCCAGAAUAUUUGUGACUUUUCUCCAUGGUUUUGGAGUCUCAAAACUUACUCAGUUACAUGAAUUGAGUUAGUGAAGCUUCUUGAAAUAUUUUUUAAUCAAGACGAAAGGUAUACCUUCAGUUUUAAAUUUAGCAUAAGCCCAACAGUCUGAGUGGAGUAUAAUUAAAAACUUUUAAGUAAUUAAGAAAUGGUUUUGUUUUGGUCCCACAUUAUCCUUUGCUGCUCAGAAAAUCACCCACUGAAAGGAUGACAAAAUUUACCUUCAUUGGUCAUUUCAUCUUAUUUCGGUUUUGCAGUCACGUUUCCUGUAGUUGUAUCUUCACGUACAGUGCAACUCAUCCAGUGAACAGUGUGAUCAUUAGAUAAGUGAAAGUGGCUUUCAUGUCCAACUGUAUGAUGAGAGAUCUCACUGUAUAUUCAAUAAAGAUGCAAGGCAUUAAGCAUCUGAAGAAAUAAAACCUGAAACUAAGUCUUGAGCACAAUGAUGUAGAUAUAGUAACUUAGAUGUUUGUUAUUGAUCCGGCUGGAUCCCAUCCAUCGCUGACACCAGAUGGUGCCAUUAUGGUGGAGUCUGUUUGCUGCCAUAUAGUAAAAGUAAAUCCCAAGAAAUUAAAAUGGUCCUGAAUGCUGACAUUUUUUUAUUAGGGCUGUAAAUGAAAAAGAAACUAUUUGACUGUACGACAUAUUUUCCCUUUUAAUUCUAUUUAAAUAUAUGAUGGAAAUAAAGACAUAUUUAAAGUUU
This is a messenger RNA of Brienomyrus brachyistius, 4593 nucleotides long. RefSeq names its product cerebellin 4 precursor (gene cbln4). The coding region runs from base 572 to 1174 and encodes 200 amino acids. The record is from RefSeq and is a predicted model, not a curated record. Lineage: Eukaryota; Metazoa; Chordata; Actinopteri; Osteoglossiformes; Mormyridae. Gene Ontology annotation, molecular function: protein binding. The transcript has 4 exons.